GGGCAUGGGUUACAUGUAUUGUUAUUAUAAUAUAAAAUAUUGUAUAAAAAUUCAAAUUUAACUUAUACUUCAGUUUAGAGCCUAUAACUAACAGCAAAAUGGCUCUUCCUCAAAAAAAAUAUUAUCGCCAACGAGCACACUCUAACCCGAUGGCCGAUCAUUGUUUUGAAUACCCUUCAAAGCCAGACGAAUACGAUUGGUCAGAGUUAUACCCUGAUAUAAAUAACGGUUUUAAUAACAAGGCAGUUGAAUUUUUAGAUGUUGGUUGUGGUUAUGGAGGUCUUUUAGUAACCCUUUCUCCAAUGUUUGAGAAAAGUCUGAUAUUAGGUUUAGAAAUAAGAGUUAAGGUAUCAGAUUAUGUAAAUGACAGAAUUCAAGCUCUUAGAACACAAAAUCCAGAAAAGUUCCAAAAUAUUGCUGUCUUACGAACAAAUGCUAUGAAAUAUUUACCUAAUUUCUUCCAUAAGGGGCAGAUAAAAAAAAUGUUUUUCCUAUACCCAGAUCCCCAUUUUAAGAAAUCAAAACAUAAAUGGAGGGUCAUUAACAAGUGGCUACUUUCAGAAUAUGCAUAUGUUCUAGCUGAACAGGGUAUUGUGUAUACUAUAACUGAUGUAAAAGAUCUACAUGAAUGGAUGGUUAAGCAUUUUGAGGAACAUGAAUUAUUUGAAAGAAUUUCUGAUGGUGAACUGAAAGAUGAUAAAAUUGUAGAAAAACUUUUUGAAAGUACAGAAGAGGGUCAAAAAGUGUCUAGAAAUAAUGGAGAAAAAUUUCUCGCAGUAUUUAGAAGGGUUGGUGAUAAGUUUAAAAUUACAACAAAAUGAUAUACAUAAUUUAUUCAAUAAAGUUUGUUAGUAAAA
Pieris rapae (cabbage white) is the source of this 857-nucleotide messenger RNA. Its product is annotated as tRNA (guanine-N(7)-)-methyltransferase. The record is from RefSeq and is a predicted model, not a curated record. Gene Ontology annotation, molecular function: tRNA (guanine(46)-N7)-methyltransferase activity. The transcript is spliced from 6 exons. The coding region runs from base 99 to 821 and encodes 240 amino acids. Gene Ontology annotation, biological process: RNA (guanine-N7)-methylation; tRNA methylation. NCBI's taxonomy places the organism in Eukaryota, Metazoa, Arthropoda, Insecta, Lepidoptera, Pieridae. Gene Ontology annotation, cellular component: tRNA methyltransferase complex.